AUGUCAUUUCAGGGACGUUCCUUCGCCACGAGCCCAUUCCAGGACAGCCGCUCUCGCUCCAACCAAGGCCUUGCUGGACUCGGCCUCUCAACUGGGCCCGCAGGCCUCUCGAAUAAAGUGGGCGGAUUCUUUGAGAACAACGACCGCACUCUCCCCAUGUACAAAGACAAGCCAUACUUUACGCCGAAGCGGACAGCUCCGCGGAGGCGAUGGAGGCCUUUGUUCGUGCUGGGGGUGUGCGUGUUGACGUUCUUGUGGUAUUAUAAAUCGUCGAUGCCUGUGUGGCAGGGCCCGGACUCGUCGGACAUCGGUGCUGAGCUCUGGAAAUGGGCGCAGACACUUGACGACGAGAGUCCUUCGAAGUCGAACAUUGACUGGAACGCGCGCCGGGAGAAGGUUCGGGAUGCGUUUGUUAUCAGCUGGCAGGGAUAUGAGAAGGAUGCUUGGGGCUCGGACGAGUAUAACCCGGUCUCGGGUCGGAGCAGAAACAUGAUCGAAGGUGGCAUGGGUUGGAUCAUUGUUGAUGCGCUAGACACUAUGAUGAUCAUGAACCUGACCACCGAGGUGCGCCAUGCACGCGAGUGGAUUUCCACUUCGUUGAAGUAUACUCAAGACCACGACGUGAGCACCUUCGAAACGACCAUUCGCAUGCUGGGAGGUUUGCUCUCUGCCCAUUAUCUCUCGACGAAAUAUCCAGACCUCGCUCCGAUUGCGGAUGACGAUAUCGGCGCCGCUGGCGAGGACUUGUACAUUGAAAAGGCGACAGAUCUCGGAGACCGCUUGCUUGGAGCAUUCGAGUCUCCGUCUGGUAUCCCAUACGCCAGCGUGAACCUGAAUAAGUCGGAGGGCUUGCCAUCGCACGGCGAUGGAGGCGCUUCUUCUACUGCUGAGGCAACUUCAGUCCAGCUUGAGUUCAAGUAUCUGGCGAAGUUGACUGGCGAGGCCGAGUAUUGGAGGGCCGUGGAGAAGGUCAUGGAGGUGAUCGAUGACGAACACCCCGAAGAUGGCCUCGUUCCUAUUUUCAUCAAUCCCAAGACGGGUCACUUCCAUGGCCAGAAUAUUCGUCUCGGUAGCCGAGGUGAUUCAUAUUAUGAGUAUCUGAUUAAGCAGUAUCUUCAAACAUCCGAGAAGGAGCCCGUCUACAAAGAACUGUGGGAUGAAUCCUUGGCCGGAAUCCGCAAGAAUCUGCUUGCCUUCUCCCAGAAUGCACAGUUGAUGGUCCUAGGAGAGCGCCCCAAUGGUUUGAAAGAAGGCCUUACCCCUAAAAUGGACCACUUGGUCUGCUUCCUCCCUGGAACAUAUGCUCUUGGUGCAACCGGUGGCCGACCUUUGACCGAGGCAAGAAAAUCCUCGGAUUGGUCCCAGCAGCGCGAGGAGGAAAUUUUCAUCGCCAAGGAAUUGAUGAAGACCUGCUGGGCGACAUACCUGGCGACAGCGACAGGUCUUGCGCCCGAGAUCUCCCACUUUAUUCUUGACUCUCCACCUGUCAUGAUGGAAGACAAGUAUCCCGAUCCCAAGUCGACUACCGGAACUACAGCACCGCACGAAUUGAAGUCAAUCUCUCAGCCACUCUCACCUCAGGCUGAUGGCACUGAGCCCUGGCGCAAGGAUAUCGAGAUCCACAACAUGGAUCGCCACAACCUGCAACGGCCAGAGACCGUUGAGUCUUUGUUCUACAUGUACCGCAUCACUGGCGACGAUAUCUACCGCGAGUGGGGCUGGGAUAUGUUCAAAGCAUUCAUCAAAUACACCGCCGUCGUCGAAGGGGAAGAGUCUGAACUGGCGGAGGGCGAAACCACCAUCAAACGGAUCAAGGGCUUUACUUCCCUGUCCAACGCCAACACCAUCCCGCCGACUACACGCGAUAAUAUGGAGAGUUUCUGGAUGGCUGAGACGCUCAAGUACUUCUAUUUGUUGUUCUCAGACCGGGAUUUCAUUUCCCUGGAGGACCAUGUAUUUAAUACCGAGGCCCACCCGCUGCCACGGUUUACGCCGACGGGCGAUCUGAGGACUGGCUGGCAGCGGAAGCCUAAGGUCGUCGAGGCUGCCGAGGGUGCUGAGUAG
Messenger RNA from Penicillium daleae, 2064 nucleotides. RefSeq names its product glycoside hydrolase family 47 protein. The record is from RefSeq and is a predicted model, not a curated record. Gene Ontology annotation, biological process: carbohydrate metabolic process; N-glycan processing. Gene Ontology annotation, molecular function: mannosyl-oligosaccharide 1,2-alpha-mannosidase activity; calcium ion binding. Gene Ontology annotation, cellular component: membrane; endoplasmic reticulum. The transcript has 3 exons. Bases 1 to 2064 code for a protein of 687 amino acids. Lineage: Eukaryota; Fungi; Ascomycota; Eurotiomycetes; Eurotiales; Aspergillaceae.